AUGGACGGGGAAGAAGUGAUCGACCUCAGUCCGUGGGUAAAGACUACGACAACAGAAGAUGAUGCACAGCCGUCGAAGAUUAUGCUAUCGCUGAUGGCACCGUUAGGGACACAUAGCAUAGUGGAAAGAUGUCGAAACCCGGACUCGCGCUGCGUUUUAAUAGACGAUUCGGUUGUCUGGCCCGACAUUAUUCACGAAAAGCUGCGGACGGCAUGGCUUAUGAAGGCAUGGCGAGCACACGCAAGCAGUCUCUCGCCCGCGCCACGCAUUGUGUUCGAUCUUCGCCUUCCACUGCACGAUGUAGGAGACACAAAUGAGAAACAGUCCAAGAUGGUGUGGAAUAGGUAUGCAUGGGAAGACGAGAGAUCGUUCUUACUGGACUGGGAGCAAGUUAGUAGGGCGAUUAUGGUUAUUGCAACGGGUAUGAAGAUGCGGCGACAAGAUGAAAUUGCAUUUGAGAUUGCGUAUGGCAGCGGCAAGAAUUCUUGGAAGCAGCUCCAGAAACUCCUCUCUGGAUUCGGUCAUGUUAGUGUCACCAAGCUUGUUAAGGACGGCGAGGUGGAGAGAACGAGGCCGGUGGCGGUACGAAGUGAAUCGUCCGCGUCUGGGAUGCCAUCUGUACAGGCGGUUCGUCUGACGAAAUAUAUGGUGCCACUGUCAGAAACUCACUCUACAACAUAA
This is a messenger RNA of [Torrubiella] hemipterigena, 681 nucleotides long. The record is from the annotation of a GenBank genome assembly. Lineage: Eukaryota; Fungi; Ascomycota; Sordariomycetes; Hypocreales; Clavicipitaceae.